Molecule: messenger RNA, 705 nt
Organism: Candida tropicalis MYA-3404
Lineage: Eukaryota; Fungi; Ascomycota; Pichiomycetes; Serinales; Debaryomycetaceae
Exons: 1
Coding region: 1-705 (234 amino acids)
Biological process (GO): DNA damage response; DNA replication
Cellular component (GO): nucleus
Molecular function (GO): double-stranded DNA binding; zinc ion binding
Source: RefSeq, a predicted model, not a curated record
AUGGCAAAAGCAGAAUUAGGAACGGCGAAAUAUCAAUCAAAGAAAUUAAAAGCAUCAGGAUUACAAAAACUUAAAUUUUAUUGUCAACUUUGUCAAAAACAAUGUCGAGAUUCAAAUGGUUUUAAAAAUCAUCUUUCUUCACCUUCUCAUCAAGGUAAAAUUUCACAAAUUCAAUUGCUGGGAGAAUCAAAUAAAUUAAUUGAUAAUUAUUCAGAUCAAUUUAUUAUUGAUUUUCUUCGAUUAUUAAAAUUAAAUCAUGGUACAAAAUUUAUAAAUGCAAAUAAAUUUUAUCAAGAAUAUAUUAGAGAUAAAGAUCAUGUUCAUAUGAAUUCAACAAGAUGGAGAACUUUAACUUCAUUUGUUAAAUAUUUGGGUAAAAAUGGUAAAGUUAAAGUUAAAACAAAUAUUGAUGAUGAUGACGAUAAUGAUGUUGAUGACGAAGGGUUUAAUUUAGAGAUUAGAUUUAUCGAUCCACAAGAAACACUAAAAUCAUUACUGGAAAACAAAACUUAUGAUGAUGGUCAAGAAGAAGAAGAAAAACUAUUACUAAGGCAAAUCAAAAAGGGCAAGAAAUUAGAAGAACAAGAAACUACUAAUGAUCAACCUAUUAAACCACCUAGUGUUUCUGGACCUAUAAAACUUAGUCUAAAGAAGAAAGCACCAGCUAAAAAGAAGUUGCAAAAUGCAUUUGAUUCAGAGGAGUAG